CAAUCACACAUUGGAUUCAAUUGAACACGCCCCUCUUCACCUUGUAGCGUCAUAGCAAUAUACCAUAUGAAUAGCUUGACCGCUUCAGGUCUUGCAUCUCCGAUCCUUUUUCCGGCCACUUCCUCCAUCUAAGUACGCCCAAAUACUCUUUCACUUAUGUAUCGACGCACAUUCAUCAAUCUGAUACACCUGUUUAUCUCUAUAUCUCAACAUCGAACUUACGAUUCGCCUGCUGAGACAGAUUAUUCGCGCUGCAGAUUGAUUUCAGCAGCAACGUUAUUUGAUUUGGUUUCAAAUUUGGCUUCGUCUGUUUCUUGCGUUACCGUAAAUUAAUUUCGAAGAGUUGGUGAUUGAUUGAGUGUCUUUUGAGUAGAGAUAUCCAAGAAAUUGAAAUCCGUGAGUUAAAUUUAAAACUACUUCGCCUGCCAGGAAAAAACGAAUCCAUAAACUUUCAUGUUUUAGCUUUUUUUCGAGCAAAAGGUUCCAAUAUAUCUAUCGGUGUCGUAGGGUUUUAGUAGACAGUGAGCUCUGGUUCUGUAGAUUCAAAUUCUGAAAGGCAUGGCGUCAUACAGGCCGUUCCCUCCACGACCUCCUCAAUCAAAUUUUGGUCCACCGCCACCACCUGCCCUGCCCAAUCUCACCUCUCUUCCACCUCCGCCACUUGCCCCUCCGCCUCAACCAAGAGGAAAUCAGUAUUCACAGAAUUGGGGCUAUACUAAUUCGAACUUUCAACAGGGUGGUUAUGUGGCUCCAUCUGGAAACCCUGUUCCCAAUCAACAACAGUUUGCAUCAUAUCCACCUCCACCACCACCAGAGUCUGCAUAUCCACCGCCACCACCUCCUUCCCAGACUGCACCACCAGGGCAAAUGUAUUUUCCAUCUUCUCAGUUCUCCCAGUUACAUAGCCAACCUCUACAACCGCCGCUGCAACCACCACCACCACCACCUCCACCUUCCUCUCCCCCCAGUUCUUCAGUUCCCCCGCCUCCUCCCCCACCAUCACAACCACCAUCACCUCCCCCACCCCCUUCGGCUGUCCCUAUAAAUAACCAAGCCAAGCAAAGCAGACACGAUAGUUUUAAAAGGCCUUCCACUGAAGUCGAGAAUUCUAAAUGGCGUGAUUCAUCACAUUCUCAUCACGCAGGUCCUUCCAGACAACAUUCUAAGCCUUCUACUUUACCUCCUUUGCCAGCAAGAAAAUCAAAUGGCCCUCCUGGUAGGGUUGAGACUGAAGAAGAGAGGAGGCUGCGCAAGAAAAAAGAAAUGGAGAAGCAAAGGCAAGAAGAAAAGCAUAGGCAACAGGUGAAGGAAUCUCAGAGUAAAGUCCCCCAAGAGACCCAAUUGUUAUCUUCAGGCAUCAAGCCACAUGGUUCAGUUAGUGGCUCCCAUAUGGGCGAUAGGAGGGCUACACCAUUUUUGAGUGGUGAAAGGGUAGAAAACCGGUUGAAGAAGCCAACAACCUUUCUAUGCAAGUUGAAAUUCCGGGAUGAGUUACCAGAUUCAACAUCUCAACCGAAGCUUCUGUCUAUAAGGAGAGAUAAAGACCGAGCUGCGAAAUACGGUGUGACUUCAUUAGAAAAGGUGCAUAAGGCUCAGUUGUAUGUUGAGGCAGACCUUGGGAUACCACUUGACCUACUUGAUCUGAGUGUAUACAAUGGUGGGACUGGGAGGGAUGAAAAUCAGCAUAUUGCCCCUGAAGAUGAGAGACUGUUGGUGGAAGAUGUGUGUGUGACCCCAACAAAAAAAAACGGGUUAAAAAGAAAAGAACGUCCUACAGAUAAAGGCAUGUCUUGGCUUGUCAAGACACAAUAUAUAUCUCCUCUUACCACCGACACCACAAGACAGUCUUUUUCUGAACAACAAGCAAAAGAACUACGGGAAAGACGUGGUAACACCUUAUUAGACAACCACAAUAGUAGGGAAAGGAAGAUUAAGGACAUUAAGGCUUCAUUUGAGGCUUGUAAGGCGCAUCCUGUUCAUGCAACCAACAAAAAACUACACCCGGUUGAGAUUUUGCCAUUAUUUCCUGAUUUCGAACGGUGGGAUGAUCAAUUUGUUGUUGCAACAUUUGAUGGUCCUCCUACUGUGGAUUCAGAAAGCUACAAUAAAAUGGAGAAAUCUGUUCGAGAUGCCCAUGAAUCUCAGGCCAUUAUGAAAAGCUUUGUAGCAAGUACCUCCGACCCUGCUAAACCCGACAAAUUUUUGGGUUACAUGGUUCCUUCGGUUGGUGAGCUGUCAAAGGACAUGCACGAUGAAAAUGAAGAUAUAUCAUACACGUGGGUUCGUGAAUAUCGUUGGGAUGUGCGGGGUGAGGAUGUGGACGACCCUACAAAUUUCCUUGUGGCAUUUGGUGAAUCAGAGGCUCGUUACAUGCCUCUGCCAACAAAGCUUAUUUUAAGGAAAAAGAGAGCCAGGGAAGGAAAAACAAGCGAUGAGGUUGAACAUUUCCCUGUUCCUGCAACUAUCACAGUCAGACAAAGGUCAACCGUUUCAGUUGACAUGAAGGAAUCCGAGGGUUAUAUGGAUUCGAAAGGGAGAAGUUCGAAUGCUAGACAUGACAUGGAAGAUGAUGGUGAUAUGGAUCGAUCAAGUGGGGGCGAAUAUGGAGGUGUACCAGGUGCGUUCUCGUACAUAUCUUGUUGCUCACUUGAUAAAUUUUGUCGAGUGCAAGUAGGAUUUUACCAAUUGGAAUGGAAAGUGGUAUUGCAAAGUUUAGAGAAAUAUCAUUUAUGUGUAUAUAAAUUAUAA
Messenger RNA from Lactuca virosa, 2748 nucleotides. The record is from the annotation of a GenBank genome assembly. Lineage: Eukaryota; Viridiplantae; Streptophyta; Magnoliopsida; Asterales; Asteraceae.